Messenger RNA from Prosopis cineraria, 1445 nucleotides. RefSeq lists its product as uncharacterized. Gene Ontology annotation, molecular function: polysaccharide binding. Lineage: Eukaryota; Viridiplantae; Streptophyta; Magnoliopsida; Fabales; Fabaceae. The record is from RefSeq and is a predicted model, not a curated record. The transcript has 3 exons. Bases 292 to 1224 code for a protein of 310 amino acids.
UCUCAUUAUAAUAUUCGAUUUUAAAGCUGCCUAACCAACAAAGCUAUCAAUAUCACCUUAAAGAACUAAUUAUACUUCCGACACACCAAAAAGUGGAAGGAAAACCCAUAAACAAUUCAACCCAGAUUCCUCAACACUGCCAAAUGAAUCAUGCGUGUGUGUCUGCAGUGAAUAAAACCACCCAACAAUUAACACUUUUCUCAUCAUCAAAUUAUAACCAAGGCAAGUAUAUCUUCAUUUUCAGGCAAGUGUUCGGUGCUUUGUCCCUUCCAUCCUCAAUCUCUCUCAGUCAUGCCCAUUUUUUUCCUUAUACUCCGUCUCAUCUUCUCGUCCUGUCUAAUCCCGUUAAGCUCCGGCCAUCCUCACUCAUGCCGAUCAUACUGUGGAAACAUAACCAUAGACUACCCAUUUUCACUCCAAUACGGUUGCGGCCACCCCGGCUUUCGCGACCUUCUCUUCUGCAUCAAUGACGUUCUCAUGUUUCACGUAAGCUCCGGAUCUUACAGGGUCCUGGACAUAGACUACGCUUAUCAGGCACUCACUCUCCACGAGCCACACAUGUCAACGUGCGACAAGAUUGUGCUUGGUGGCCGCGGCAAUGGGUUCGCAGUGGAGCCGUGGCGGCAGCCCUACAUGAAUCCGACGGCUGACAACGUGUUCAUGCUCAUAGGAUGCGCGGCCGAGUCACCUUUGUUCCAAGGUUUUCCAGGAAAGAACCUGCCUUGUCGAAACGUUUCGGGGAUGAGCUGCGAAGGGUUUUAUGGGUGUCCGGCUUGGGACAUGUUGGGCCACAAGCGGGUUGGGCCACAAGCGUCGUUCUUUGCGUCAGGCCCACCGGAAUGUUGUGCAGUCCCGUUUGACAUUAUAAAGGCUAUCAACCUUAGCAGGCUUGGGUGUGAAGGGUACAGCAGUGCCUAUAAUCUGGCACCGUUGAGGGUCGAUGGGCCUAAAGGAUGGUCUUACGGGAUACGUUUGAAGUAUUCGGUGCAAGGGAAUGAUGGGUUUUGUGCAGCGUGCGAGGCCACUGGUGGCACGUGCGGGUUUGGUUCGGACGGAAUCAGACAGAUUUGUAUGUGUGGGAGCACCAAUUCAACGUCCAACUGUGAUUCAGUCAGCUUGUCGUCGUCGGACACAGCAACAGCAAGGUCUAUGAUGAUGAAAAUGUUUGCAGGAUCAUGGACGUAUAUGCUGCUAUUGAUGACAACUAUCUGGAUCUGGAUUUGAAUAAUUGCUUUUUUUUUUUUUUUACCACCGAUUUCAAUGUUGACCACUACUACCUGAGAAAAUCAACAAAGAGUGGAAUCGAAACUCAUUUUGUAAAUAAAUUUUUGGCUGAAGCACAGGAACGGAUAAUAGGAGUUUGGGAGGAUGGGGGUGAAUGAGAGUGAAUUAUAUUACUUUGUUUUGUAUUAUGUGUCUUCAUUCUAUCUAUUGCUUUUCAUAAA